AUGAAUUCCAUCUUCUCAAGCGUUCUUCCUGCUCCCGAAGACCCCAUUCUCAGUGUAUAUUUUGCUAGUAGAGAUGAUCCUAGUCCACAUAAGUUGAAUUUGAGCGGAGGUACCUAUCGAACUGAGGAAGGAAAGCCUCUUGUUCUUGAGGUGGUGAGAAGAGCAGAGAAGCAGUUAGCAAACGACAUUUCCCGGGACAAGGAAUAUCUUCCACUUGAUGGACUUGCUGAUUUCAACAAAUUAAGCGCUAAGCUUCUCUUAGGCGAUGAUAGUCCUGCAGUGAAAGAGAAAAGAGUUGUUACAAUACAAUGUUUGUCUGGUACUGGUGCUUUGAGAGUUGGAGCUGAGUUUCUAGCAAAAAACCACCAACAAAGUGUCAUUUACGUUUCAAAUCCAACUUGGAAUAACCAUCCCAAUAUUUUCAAUUUGGCUGGUUUGUCUGUGGAGUAUUUUCGUUACUAUGAUCCAAAAACCCGAGGACUCGACUUCAAAGGACUUCUCGAGGAUCUUGGCGCUGCACCAUCCGGAGCUAUAGUGGUUUUACAAGCUUGUGCACAUAACCCCACAGGAGUUGAUCCAACACUCGAACAAUGGGAACAUAUUCGACAAGUAGUGAGAUCUAAAAGAUUAUUACCCUUCUUUGAUAUUGCAUAUCAGGGUUUUGCUAGUGGAAGCCUUGACAAAGAUGCACAAGCGAUUCGUAUGUUUGUUGAUGAUGGAGGAGAAUGUUUGAUAGCUCAAAGUUUUGCCAAAAACAUGGGUCUUUAUGGGGAACGUAUUGGUGCUCUUACCAUUGUAUGUGAGUCAGAAGAAGUGGCCAAGAAAGUUCAAAGCCAAGUGCUAGUUGUUGUGAGGCCUAUGUAUCUUAGCCCACCUAUUCAUGGAGCAUCCAUUGUUACCACAAUUCUCAAAAACAGUGAAAUGUACAAGGACUGGACCAUUGAGCUUAAAGGAAUGGUUAACCGCAUACUUAGCACACGCCAACAGCUAUAUGAAGCUAUACAAGCAAGAGGCACACCUGGUGAUUGGAGUCAUGUUAUCAAACAGAUUGGGAUGUUUUCUUUUACAGGAUUGAAUGAGAAGCAAGUUCGCUUGAUAGCCAAAGAGUUUCACAUUUACAUGACCUUUAAUGGGAGGAUAAGCAUAGCAGGUCUAAGUUCGAAGACAGUUCCUCAGCUCGCUGAUGCUAUACAUGCUGCUGUUACUCGCAUUCCCUCCUAA
Microthlaspi erraticum is the source of this 1221-nucleotide messenger RNA. Lineage: Eukaryota; Viridiplantae; Streptophyta; Magnoliopsida; Brassicales; Brassicaceae. The record is from the annotation of a GenBank genome assembly.